This is a messenger RNA of Carassius carassius (crucian carp), 790 nucleotides long. RefSeq names its product ras-related protein Rab-9B-like. The record is from RefSeq and is a predicted model, not a curated record. Gene Ontology annotation, biological process: Rab protein signal transduction; retrograde transport, endosome to Golgi. Gene Ontology annotation, molecular function: GTP binding; GTPase activity. The transcript has 2 exons. Bases 90 to 698 code for a protein of 202 amino acids. Lineage: Eukaryota; Metazoa; Chordata; Actinopteri; Cypriniformes; Cyprinidae. Gene Ontology annotation, cellular component: lysosome; phagocytic vesicle; late endosome.
CUCGCUCAAUCACUGUCACACACGAAGCGCGUGAGAUCUCAGCGUCCAGCGGCACAAUAUGAGGCUGCAGUGAACGCGUGUGGGCCGUUAUGAGCGGGAAGAGCCUCUUGCUGAAGGUCAUUCUUCUGGGGGACGGCGGCGUGGGCAAGAGCUCCCUCAUGAACCGCUACGUGACGGACCGCUUCGAUUCGAAGUCCUUCCACACCAUCGGCGUGGAGUUUCUCAACCGCGACCUGGAGAUGGACGGGCGGCUGGUCACCCUGCAGAUCUGGGACACGGCGGGCCAGGAGCGCUUCAAGAGCCUGCGCACGCCCUUCUACCGCGGCGCAGACUGCUGCCUGCUCACCUUCGCCGUGGACGACCUGCAGAGCUUCCAGAACCUGGGCUGCUGGAAGAAGGAGUUCAUGUAUUACUCAGACGUACGAGACCCCGAGCGCUUCCCCUUCGUGGUGCUGGGAAACAAGGUGGACAAGGAGGAGCGGGAGGUGGGCGAGGAUGAGGCCCGGGCCUGGUGUGAGGAGAACGGCUGCUGUCCGUACUUCGAGACCAGCGCCAAGGACGACAGGAACGUGGGGGCCGCUUUCGAGGCUGCUGUCCGGGAGGUUCUGGCCAGCGAGGACCCCAUCGACCACACCCUGCUGAGCAGCUCCAUCGACCUCCACGGGAACCGAAAAGUGGCUCGCGCGUCCUGCUGUUGAGGUGCCUCUAAUGGUGCGUUCAAGUCAUGUCGGAUAGAUUGUAUUUAUGAGUUGAACGCACAUGAAAGUCACUACCAAGUCGUUAUUAUACG